This is a messenger RNA of Ostertagia ostertagi, 288 nucleotides long. The record is from the annotation of a GenBank genome assembly. NCBI's taxonomy places the organism in Eukaryota, Metazoa, Nematoda, Chromadorea, Rhabditida, Trichostrongylidae.
AUGGAAUCCUUCUACAAAGAACUUAGUGAAGAAGAACGAGCGCGAGCAGAACUCGGACUAUACGACUUUGAUCACCCAUGUAGUGAUGGCAUGCUAUGUCUUGAACCAGCAGACGUUAUCAUUGUCGAAGGAAUUCUGACAUUUUAUGAUGAACGAAUCCGCGAGAAAUUCACUAUGAAACUGUUCGUUGACGCAGAUGCAGACGUACGAUUGGCAAGGCGAGUGAAACGUGAUACUGUCUACCGGAAGCGCCCCUUGGCCGUGGUUCUCUCCCAAUACACAAAUUUG